This is a messenger RNA of Oenanthe melanoleuca, 1238 nucleotides long. It is a transcript of the gene FAHD1, whose product is annotated as fumarylacetoacetate hydrolase domain containing 1. Lineage: Eukaryota; Metazoa; Chordata; Aves; Passeriformes; Muscicapidae. Bases 1 to 687 code for a protein of 228 amino acids. The transcript has a single exon. The record is from RefSeq and is a predicted model, not a curated record. Gene Ontology annotation, molecular function: acetylpyruvate hydrolase activity. Gene Ontology annotation, cellular component: mitochondrion.
AUGGCCAGCUCCAAGCAGCUGUCCCGGUUUUGGGAGUGGGGCAGGAACAUCGUGUGCGUGGGGCGCAACUACGCGGAGCACGCCAAGGAGAUGGGCAGCGCCCUGCCCGCUGAGCCGCUCUUCUUCCUCAAGCCUUCCUCGGCCUACGUGCGGGAGGGAUCGCCCAUCGUGCGGCCCUACUACUGCCGGAACCUGCACCACGAGGUGGAGCUGGGGGUGGUGAUCGGCCGCAGGGCCCGGGCCGUGCCGCAGGACGCGGCCAUGCAGCACGUGGCGGGCUAUGCCCUGUGCCUGGACAUGACGGCCCGCGACACGCAGGAGCAGUGCAAAAAGAACGGGCUGCCCUGGACUUUGGCCAAAGGGUUCGGCUCGUCCUGCCCGGUCAGUGACUUCGUGCCCAAGGAGAAGAUCCCGGACCCGCACAAGCUGCAGAUAUGGCUGAAGGUGAACGGGAAGCUGAGGCAGGAGGGGGACACCUCCUCCAUGAUCUUCUCCAUCCCUUACCUGAUCAGCUACAUCAGCCACAUAUUCACCUUGGAAGAAGGAGACUUGAUUCUCACCGGGUCUCCCAAAGGAGUCGGGGCCGUGGAGGCCAACGAUGAGAUCGAGGCAGGGAUCAGGGACGUGGUGACCAUGAAGUUCACGGUGGCACAGGGCGCGGAACCCGGGAGCCCAAAAGGGGUUUGAUUUCCAUUUCCUCCAUUUCCAUGAAGGCUUCAGCAAACCCGGAGUCCAGCCCAGCCAGAAGCUCCAAAUUCCAAAAUUUACUUCCAAAACCAUACCUGGCAGUGGAGACACUGGGGAGGGGAAUGUCCUUCUGUGUGUGCUUCUCUUCUGCUGAUGCUUUGAGUUUUGCCAGUGUGUUGCCUUAAAAUAAAAAUUACUGAUCAAAACAAUACAAAGGAUGACAUAGGAGCUAAGACUCAGCCCUGCUGUGGGAAAUCAAAGGUGUAUGUGUAGAUGUGCAACCCUAAAUCAAGAAUUGCAGCUUCACAAAGAGUUUCCUCUACAAGAGAAAGAUGUUUGAUUUUUUCGAUUAGUUUUGUGAUUCCUCCCUGCUUUUUUUCGAACAUACAAAUUAAAGGAGGAUGGCUUUUCCUCCCACUCCAAGGGGUGAAGUGUGCCAGAUGUUUGGCAGAUUGGUUUUUUCCUAAACUGGGUUUUAAAUAUGUUCAAAAAAUGAAAUAAUGCAGAAGGAUCAAGAAUAAAGAAGCAUAUGUGUAAAGAUCACCACCAAA